Raphanus sativus (radish) is the source of this 1287-nucleotide messenger RNA. RefSeq names its product probable cysteine protease RD19C. Bases 40 to 1140 code for a protein of 366 amino acids. The transcript is spliced from 4 exons. NCBI's taxonomy places the organism in Eukaryota, Viridiplantae, Streptophyta, Magnoliopsida, Brassicales, Brassicaceae. The record is from RefSeq and is a predicted model, not a curated record. Gene Ontology annotation, molecular function: cysteine-type endopeptidase activity. Gene Ontology annotation, cellular component: lysosome.
CAGUUUCCAUUCUCUUUGUCCGAACGCAAAAACAGAGAGAUGGAUCGUGUGAUCUUCUUCCUCCUCCUCCUCAUCGCAUCCGCUUUAUCGGUCUCCAUCUCCGGCGAGGUUAAAAAUAAUCCGAUCAAGCAAGUCGUCCGGGAGGAGAACGACGAACAACUCCUCCUCAACUUAGACCACCAGUUCACUCUGUUCAAAUCAAAGUACGAGAAGACUUACAAGAACCAGGCCGAGCACGACCACCGCUUCCGUGUCUUCAAAGCUAACUUACGUAGAGCCAGACGUCGCCAGCUACUCGAUCCCACAGCCGUCCACGGCGUCACGCAAUUCUCAGACGUCACACCGAAGGAGUUCAGCCGCAAGUAUCUAGGGCUGAAACGGCGGUUCCGUCUUCCUAACGACACUCAGCAGGCGGCGAUACUUCCCACUAGCGAGCUCCCGACGGAUUUCGAUUGGCGUGAGCAUGGAGCCGUCACCCCCGUUAAAAAUCAGGGUUUGUGCGGAUCAUGCUGGUCGUUUAGUGCCACGGGAGCUCUUGAAGGAGCACAUUUUCUAGCGACUAAAGAGCUCGUCAGCCUCAGCGAGCAGCAGCUCAUAGACUGCGACCAUACGUGUGAUCCACAAGACGCCAAGUCAUGUGACAGUGGUUGCAGAGGAGGACUAAUGAACAACGCUUUUGAGUACACUCUCAAAACCGGCGGCCUUAUGAAGGAACAAGACUAUCCUUAUACAGGACGUGACCGUUCUGUUUGCAAAUUCGACAAGACCAUGAUCGCUGCCAAAGUGUCUAACUUCAGCGUUGUUUCUGCGGAUGAAGACCAAAUCGCUGCAAAUCUAGUCCAGAACGGUCCUCUUGCUAUUGCUAUCAACGCAUUGUGGAUGCAAACUUACAUAGGAGGAGUUUCGUGCCCGUAUGUAUGUUCCAAGAACCAAGACCAUGGAGUGCUCUUGGUUGGGUUUGGUUCGGCGGGUUAUGCACCACUCCGUCUUGAGGAUAAGCCUUAUUGGAUCAUUAAGAAUUCAUGGGGAUCCAUGUGGGGAGAGAAGGGUUACUACAAAAUCUGCAGGGGAAGUCAGAACAUCUGCGGUGUGGACACGAUGGUAUCUACCGUUGCUGCUGUUCAUACAACACCUCAGUAGGAUUAUUAGGACACUACUGGGUUUUACAUGUCCUUGUAUAUUCAUGUAUCUGUAUAACCACCACUAUCAACUGUUAUUAUUAGUAUCUUUGAUGAACGAUGAUACACCUAUUAUAAGAUGGAAUAAUAUAAGUUAUAUAUUAUGUAA